CUCGCACUGAGAAGAAAUCCAAGUCAACAGCAUCUUAUAGACGUCUUCCUCCACCAAGGCAGGUCUCAGAUCCUGCUGGCAGCAGCAGUGAAGAUGGCCGGCCUGAGAUGGAUGGCUGUGACGCUGGCCGUGUUCCUGUCUACUGGAAACAGUUUGGACGUGGGUCAGAACCAACUGGCAACAAUUGUACAAGAAGUUCUGGACAAGUAUACGAAACCCAACAAUGAUCAAAGAGAAUUACCCAUGUUCAGUCUGGCUGUAAGCAUCCCAAAGAGCGGGGACUCUUAUGAUGUCGCAGCAGGCCCUGACAAUGGUGUGGCAGUGAAGAAUGCUAUGUUGAAAUGUGAGGUUUACACUGGCACGAAGGUGGUAGGAGCCACACUUCUGAGACUGUCAGACAUUUUCACUCGGUGUAAAGAUGGACGUGUGCAAAGGCAAGAUGUUCUGCAACGAUGCCCUGAAAGGGUUGUGACAUGGCUUGAUGUUAAGAAAAAGUGCAGGGAUAAAGUUGGUAAUAUAGAUGAUCAUGCAGAGUACCGCACCCUGCAGGCACUCAGAACUGGACCAUCCAGUAAUUUUAAUGAUUUGAUGCUUUUCUAUGUUUAUGCCGCUCCAUGUCAUCUAAGAUGUACUCAACCAGGUGACGGGGGUAUUCUCAAUAGCAUAAAAAAGAUUAAAAAGUGGGGUAAUUAUGCUGUGGUGUUUAAAAAGCUUUUCAACCCCAGCGAUGGUACCGUUGUAUCGCAGUCGUUCCGAGAACAAUCUCUUCUUAACCUUGCUUCCUUGGGCAAAAUCGAUCUUAAGAACAUUUUCCGUUGUGACUACAUAAGCGGUCGGAUGCAAUGUGUCAGCUGCUCCACUGAUGGUGGAGUUACACCCUAUUGUGUUUCAGAUGAUACACAAACUGGUUUCCAGCCUCAACAAGGCAGUGGUAGUUUCAGAGGCGGUGGCCCUGGAGUGGCCAGUGGCAGCGGAGGGGCCAUGAACAGACAAGGCAGUGGUAGUUUCAGAGGCGGUGGCCCUGGAGUGGCCAGUGGCAGCGGAGGGGCCAUGAACAGACAAGGCAGUGGUAGUUUCAGAGGCGGUGGCCCUGGAGUGGCCAGUGGCAGCGGAGGGGCCAUGAACAGACAAGGCAGUGGUAGUUUCAGAGGCGGUGGCCCUGGAGUGGCCAGUGGCCGAGGAGGGGCCAUGAACAGACAAGGCGGUGGUAGUUUCAGAGGCGGUGGCCCUGGAGUGGCCAGUGGCCGAGGAGGGGCCAUGAACAGACAAGGCAGUGGUAGUUUCAGAGGCAGCAGCCAAAGAAGCCAGCGGGGCGCAGCAGGCGGAGGCAACCAUUAAUGAGUUAGCAGGGGCAGAGGAGGUAGGGGUUGUGGAGGACUGCACAGGAUGAAUGUGACAGAAGUUUAAUUUGUGCAUUUCCCUAUAAUUGGUUUUCAAACGCUUGCAGCUUAUAUGACAUAAACUGCCACAACUCUAGAGAAAAACAUUUACACAUUUACUGUUCUCGAUGCAUUUGGGAAAAAAUGCAAUUUGCUUUAGAUUUAAGAGUCUGUCAAAUGAAUGCAACACAUAUGACCGACAGACCUUCACAAUAAAGGCGACCAGCUGCAUGAUAGAUUUAAACGACCAGUUGUCUUGAGUCUGACUCUGGCCUGGAAAUGCACAGUUUAUCCUUGUAUCCUCGCUCAGUGUGCUGAUGUACUUAGAUUGAGGUAUGCUCCUGAAAUCAGUCUAGCCUACAGGCCACUUAUCUCGUCAGCUUUUGUUGUUUUAUUUAAAUCUUCGCCUGCAUCUAUGAGACUGUUUUCAGAUAAUAUUCACAAAAAAAUAUAAAUUAAUAGCAUGAAUUGGUUGGGAACAACUUUGUCAAUAGUCCUCUAAUGUGUGAUUAAAUAUAAAAUACAUUGAAUAGUUUGUUUUAACUAAAAUAAAGAGGUUUGAUGUGAAUUAUACAAUAAAUAUCAUACACUGUCCUUCUGUAAAGAAAAGUCUCUGUUCUUUCUAAAUUAAAGCUUGGCUCAGCAUCCAC
Seriola dumerili (greater amberjack) is the source of this 2029-nucleotide messenger RNA. RefSeq lists its product as uncharacterized. Bases 94 to 1338 code for a protein of 414 amino acids. The transcript is spliced from 5 exons. The record is from RefSeq and is a predicted model, not a curated record. Lineage: Eukaryota; Metazoa; Chordata; Actinopteri; Carangiformes; Carangidae.